GACUAGUUUCCUCACCCACCACACAAGAGCCCAGUACUACAAUACCAAUUCUCCCACGUACCACUCAAGAGACUACUACUACAACUGAUGUGACUGACAGAAUACUGGAAAGAGAUUACUCCUUUUCACCCACUUUUUCGCCAGAGAGCACGGAGGCAAUAUCUACCACCGAAUCACUAACUAUAGCUAAUAAAGCCGCUACCGAUUACAUAGCACCAGAAACAGAUUCCUCCUUUUUAACCACCUCUACGCCAGAGAGCAGUUGGGAAAUAUCUACCCCCGAAGCACGGACUACACCUGAUGAAGCAGGUGCAUAUUACACAACACUGGGAUCAGGUUAUUCCACUUUAAUGCCAGAGACUACUGGGACAGCAUCUACCCCUGAAUCACUGACUAUAGCCCAUAAAACCCCUUCAGAUUACACAACAUUGGAAACAGAUAACUCCUCUUCAGCCAUUUUCACACCAGAGAGCACUAGGGCUAUAUCUACCCCAGAACCACUGACUACAGCUAAGAAAGCACCAACUCCUCCACCUACCACACAAGAGCCCAGGACUACAAAUGUGUAAGAGACAAUACCUACAGGAAAUACUAUUCAUCAAACAAAAAAACUGUUCAGUUCCAAUUUAAAGCCUUUCAAUUUUUUAAUGGAUCCUCUACAGUGUACCUCCAGUGCAAAUUGGUGGUGUGCAAGGUGAAUGAUUAUUCUUCCCGAUGCUACCAGGGCUGUGUAACUAGGAGCAAGAGAGAGACAAGUUCUGACGAGGAAAAUGUGACAAUUGUUGGGUCAAUUAAGCUCAAUUAAAAGAAUUCCAGUAACUAAGAUGGGCAUAUUGUCAGUUUAACAUGAUGUUACUUCAAUUAUUUUUAACAUCAAAAGGAUUGGUUCAUUGCAUGCUUUCCCGCUGAGGAACACUAGUAGCAUUUUUACCAGUGUAGCAAACUCCUACGUCUACACUGGCAUGAUUUUUCCGAAAAUGCUUUUAACGGAAAAGUUUUCCGUUAAAAGAAUUUUCGGAA
Molecule: messenger RNA, 1020 nt
Organism: Pelodiscus sinensis (Chinese soft-shelled turtle)
Lineage: Eukaryota; Metazoa; Chordata; Testudines; Trionychidae
Source: RefSeq, a predicted model, not a curated record